AAAAGAGAUAAGAACCACACACACAAGCUCAGACUCAGUUUAUACAUAAGGAUUCAUUCAAGCUCAAUCAAACAGAUUUCUUUUCAAACAUUGGCGGAUUUGUCUAAGGAUGGCGUACCAUCUUUGGAGCAUAUUCUCAUGUCUUCUUGUGACAUGCUUCAUGGUGUCUUUGCCAGCUUGCCACAGUGGGAGGGUGCUGGUCUUUCCUCUGGAAGGAAGCCAUUGGCUUCACAUGGACAUUCUGAUCAAGGCCCUUCACGCUCAAGGACACUCCGUGACCGUGGUACGAACAAACAAAAGCUGGUACAUUAAAGAAGAGUCUUCAUAUUACAGCUCUAUUACAGUACACGUCACUGAUGGAGUAGACGAGGGCUUUGUGAAGCCAAUUCUCAACAAAGUCCUCGAUAUAGAAAGAGGUAAAAGUUCAGCUUUAAAUUUCUUCAGUUUGCAGGUGGAGGCCUUUUCAUUCAUGUCUAAAGUUCCUAAGAUGAUGGCUGAAAUGGUGACCAAUAUGAUUGAAGACAAGGAGUUAAUGAAGGACAUAAAGGAAACCCAGUAUGACCUCGUCUUGACUGACCCGGCCUGGGGAGCAGGUGUUCUGAUGGCCCACUAUCUUCAGCUACCUCUGGUCUACAAUGUCCGCUGGGUCACCUUUGGAGAGGGACAUCAGGUCAUCGCACCAUCCCCCAUGUCUUAUAUUCCAAUGACUGGAUCUGGGCUGACGGACAAAAUGACCUUCACAGAGAGAGUGAAGAAUAUGCUUAUUAAAUUGCUUGGACAAGUUCAGGACAGGUUCUUAGUGCGACCCUAUUACCAAGCAGUUUGUGAGAAGUAUUUCCAACUGGGUGUGGAUUUUAAUGAGUUAAUACAGGGGGCUGACUUAUGGCUCAUGAGAGUCGACUUUGUGUUUGAGUUCCCUCGUCCCACCAUGCCUAACGUUAUCUACAUGGGAGGGUUUCAGUGCAAACCGGCCAAGCCCCUUCCCCAAGACCUGGAGGACUUUAUUCAGAGUUCAGGAGAACACGGUGUCAUUAUCAUGUCUUUGGGGACUUUUGUCAAGGAACUCCCGAGUGACAUGACAGACGAGAUAGCGACUGCUUUUGCCCAAUUGCCUCAGAAGAUCAUCUGGAGGCACAUUGGGGACAGGCCAGCGACUCUGGGCAACAACACCUUACUAGUUGACUGGAUGCCGCAGAAUGACCUACUAGGACAUCCUAAGAUGAGGCUGUUUGUAGCUCAUGGAGGAACCAAUGGAGUUCAAGAGGCCAUCUACCACGGAGUCCCCGUUGUUGGCCUACCUUUGUUUUUCGACCAAUAUGACAACCUCCUCCGUCUGCAAGCAAGAGGAGGAGCAAAGAUUGUGACCAUAGCCACGUUAAACAACGACUUCCUCAAGGCCUUACAGGAAGUUCUUCAGGAGCCAUCCUACAGGGAGAACAUGCAGAGGCUCUCCAAGCUGCACAGGGAUCAGCCAAUGAACCCCCUGGACCUCGCCAUGUUCUGGAUCGAGUAUGUCAUGAGACACAAAGGUACUGCUCACCUGCGUACAGAGUCCUACAGAAUGCCCUGGUACUCCUACCACUCUCUGGAUGUCAUGACGUUCCUUCUAGCUUCUGUGCUACUGAUUCUGCUGACUACUGUUGCUUUCAUCAGGUGUUUAUGCUUCAGAAUGUGUUGUAGACGGAAAAUGAAACACGAGUAACUGAAAAUACAUUUUGU
Salvelinus namaycush (lake trout) is the source of this 1719-nucleotide messenger RNA. RefSeq names its product UDP-glucuronosyltransferase 2B31-like. Gene Ontology annotation, molecular function: UDP-glycosyltransferase activity. Lineage: Eukaryota; Metazoa; Chordata; Actinopteri; Salmoniformes; Salmonidae. The coding region runs from base 110 to 1702 and encodes 530 amino acids. The transcript is spliced from 2 exons. The record is from RefSeq and is a predicted model, not a curated record.